Meyerozyma guilliermondii ATCC 6260 is the source of this 1125-nucleotide messenger RNA. RefSeq names its product putative phosphatidate cytidylyltransferase (gene PTH1). NCBI's taxonomy places the organism in Eukaryota, Fungi, Ascomycota, Pichiomycetes, Serinales, Debaryomycetaceae. Gene Ontology annotation, molecular function: phosphatidate cytidylyltransferase activity. Bases 1 to 1125 code for a protein of 374 amino acids. Gene Ontology annotation, biological process: CDP-diacylglycerol biosynthetic process; cardiolipin biosynthetic process. Gene Ontology annotation, cellular component: mitochondrion. The transcript has a single exon. The record is from RefSeq and is a predicted model, not a curated record.
AUGCUUCGACUACGCAUUCUGACCGGUGUGUGCCAAUACAGUACUGCAGCCCAGACACUGUACCACCCCGAAAUAUACAAGGAUAUCAUCACAUCGGGAUAUCUGGCGGUGAAAAAUCUUUUACCUGAACAAUGUUCUAACCAGCAAUUUGUCACUGAUAACGACGACGAUUUGGAGGCGCUCGCACGGCGUUUUGACGGUCCGGUGGAGUUUACGUUUGGCUACGGGUCCGGGGUGUUUGACCAGGCGGGGUACACGAAGCGAGCAAAGCCGCAAAUAGACAUGAUCCAUGUAGUAGAUGAUGCUUGCAAUUUCCACACCACCAAUUUGCGACAGUUCGGCAACCAUUAUUCCGGUCUCAAGUAUUUGGGCGGAGCCCCCACCAUCCUGGCAGUCCAGCAGUGGGGUGGCGGAGUUUAUUUUAAUCCAUUUGUGGCCAUGGCUAGUGGCGGCAAAACCCAUCUUCUCAAGUAUGGUGUCACCACAUUAGAGCUGUGUCUUCGAGAUUUGUGUGAGUGGAACUCGCUUUAUGUUGCUGGCAGAUUACAGAAACCGGUCAAAUUUUUGCGGCAAGAAAACAAGUAUAUUGAACUUGUUAAUCAGUACAACUUGAAGAGUGCACUCACAUUAGCAUUAUUAUUGGCACCAGCCAAAUUUGAUGAAGUCAAGCUAUACGAAACCAUAACCCUGGUAUCGUAUAUGGGAGAUCCCAGAAUGGCAAUUGGGGGCGAGAAUCCCAAAAAAAUACAAAAUAUUGUGAACAAACAAUUUACAAAAUUCCGCCAUUUAUAUGCUCCGAUCAUGGAGCACAUGGUGGAUGGUCACACAUUGGUGAGAACCGGGGGUGAGGUUGGUCGGUUUGAGAAAAAGGAGUUCACGCCGGAAUACGUUAGCAGCCUUGUGCAGCAAUUGCCAAUUGGGUUCAGACGCACCCUCGGCGUCACUUCACCUUCUGGUGCGAUGGAAUUUGCAUUGGAUAAGAAACGCCGCAGCCGACUAAUUUUGGCAGUGCGCCAAACAGUUAGGAUACCUGCAGCCAUUCAAACUCUCAAAGGUGUACUUACUGCGGGCAUUACCAAGUCGGUCAAAUAUGCAUGGGAGAAAAAUUCAAAAUGGCGAGGCUAA